Molecule: messenger RNA, 165 nt
Organism: Funneliformis caledonium
Lineage: Eukaryota; Fungi; Glomeromycota; Glomeromycetes; Glomerales; Glomeraceae
Source: the annotation of a GenBank genome assembly
AUGACGAGCAAGUUUUUAACGAGAGAUAGUCAUACCUUGCGUCAGACGCUGCUUAUGACGCAAGCGAUUUUCCCAUCGAAAAAGUUUCCAGAAAUCAGAAUGAACCCUGAUCCUGAAAGACGUCUAAGAAGGUACCAAAACUUUGAGUAUCAACUUAUAGAUUGA